Molecule: messenger RNA, 1164 nt
Organism: Prunus dulcis (almond)
Lineage: Eukaryota; Viridiplantae; Streptophyta; Magnoliopsida; Rosales; Rosaceae
Product: probable LRR receptor-like serine/threonine-protein kinase At3g47570
Exons: 2
Coding region: 1-960 (319 amino acids)
Biological process (GO): protein phosphorylation
Molecular function (GO): protein kinase activity; ATP binding
Source: RefSeq, a predicted model, not a curated record
AUGCUGCGAGUCUCAUAUACUACUCUUCUAAAAGCUACUGAUGGGUUCUCUUCAGAUGAUUUGAUUGGUUCUGGUAGCUUUGGAUCUGUGUACAAAGGAGUUCUUGAUGAUCCUGAUAGGUCACCUCAAUUUGUUGCCAUUAGAGUUUUUAACCUGUCACACCAAGGAGCUUCUAAGAGCUUCCUAGCUGAAUGUGAGGCGCUAAGAAAUAUCAGGCAUCGAAAUCUUGUCAAGAUUAUAACCGCGUGUUCAAGUGUUGAUUUUCGCGGUAAUGAUUUCAAGGCUUUUGUUUACGAGUUCAUGGAAAACGGAAGCUUAGAGGAGUGGCUGCAUCCAACUUCACCCAAGAAUUUGAGUCUUGUUCAGAGGCUGGACAUUGUCAUGGAUGUUGCUUGUGCUCUGGAUUAUCUUCAUAAUCAUUGUGAGACACAAAUAGUUCAUUGUGACCUCAAGCCAAGCAAUGUUCUUUUGGACAAGGAAUUGACUGGCCGUGUUUCUGACUUUGGACUAGCAAAAUUUCUCUCGAAACUAACCAGCAAUGUGUCCGAAAAUCAUCAAACAAGUUCCAUUGGGGUAAGAGGAUCAGUUGGCUACGCAGCUCCAGAGUAUGGCAUGGGAAGUGAGGUGUCAACUUAUGGGGAUGCCUAUAGCUUUGGGAUUCUCUUGUUAGAGAUGUUCACAGGGAAGAGACCUGCCGAGGACAUGUUUAGUGGCGGCUUCAACCUUCAUAAUUUUGCGAAGAUGGCUUUCCUAGAUAGGCGAGUUACAGAGGUUGCUGAUUCACUGCUUCUUCAAGAUGGUACCAGUGAUAGCAUAGUGAUACCUCGAAAAAUCGAAGAAUGCUUGAGUUCUAUAUUCGGAAUUGGGAUUGCGUGUUCUGCUGAAUCCCUAGCAGACCGAAAGGAUAUCGGUGAUGUUGCAUCUGAGUUGCACUUCAUUAGGGACAAGCUUCUUGUGUAGAAGCUUUUGCUACUCUAUUUUUAUUUUCCAGUUUUUAUGUGCUACAUGCGUGUACUUGAUGAUGCUAUAGUGCAUGAGGAAAUUUGCAAGUAAAUAAUCAGCAAUGAGAUGUUAGUGCAAUGGAGUGGGAGCCAUUUUGGGGUCUCAUGUUGAAGCCAUUUUUCAUAGCUGCCACCAAUAACCAAGUUGACGAAACCAAAAUUU